AUGAAGGACCAUUUGUACGCACUCGGAGUGACCUGCAUCCAACUUAUCCAAUAUUGGUGCUCAGAUUAUGCUCCAUUCUUAGAGCAAGUAAACAAUUUCUACAAUCCAAACAAUGUACUGGAUAUAUUGUUCCCAGUUAUAUCAUUCGUGGACUCUGUAUUUGCUUCACAACUCUUACUCGUCACAUCAUUCGGUGGCUGGCUAAAUUGCAUAUUGAAAUGGUGGUUCCUAGAAGACCGACCAUACUGGUGGGUCCAUGAAACAAACUACUAUAUAGGAUCUGAAAGACCUAAGUUGUUACAAACAUCUCAAACAUGUGAAACGGGGCCGGGAAAUCCUUCUGGGCAUACAUCUACUGCAGCUUCCGUUCUAGUUCUUGCUAUUAUGUGGAUUUCUCACAUUUUUAAUGAUCGCAAAUGGAAGACAUCUCUUUGGAAGUAUGCCGUAUACCCACUGUUUGGAAGUCAACUGAUUAGUGUGAUGUUGGCAAGGAUGUAUAUAGGUACACACUUUCCACACCAGUGUAUUGUAGGAGGGAUGAUUGGUGCGUUCCUGGCUCCAGCACUAUGCAUCUACAUAUCAGAUCCUUAUAUAUGGCAGUAUGGUUCCUAUUUGAAAUAUUCACCCAAACAAUCGAUUAAAUUUCACAUGACAUGCGCAGUGACAGCGAUUGCGUUGUGUCUCGUUACAUAUCACACAUUGUUAUUGAGUGGAAUUGAUCCGGAUUAUACUGUCAGAUUGGCGUUCCGUUGGUGCGAUAACCCUGAUGACAUUCAUGUAUCAACAACUCCAAUGUUCGCAAUGGUCCAAUGCACGGGGGCAAUGCUCGGAUGGGCUAUGUUUGUUACUCCAGCCGUUGCAAGAUUCCGCCACGAUACAUACAAGAGAUCUUUCAUAGUUUCAGCUGUUUCCACUAUCCUUAUAACAUACGGAUUGCACUGCGCAGAGGCCGCUAUACCCGAUGACAACAUUACGACAUUCUAUUCACUGAAUUUCAUUAUAAACAUCAUAAAACCUCUUCUCUAUCUGAGAGUGUUGCCAGAGUUGUCGAUGUUGCCGUUCAAGGACAAACCUCAAAAUUUUAUUAAUUAA
This is a messenger RNA of Pieris macdunnoughi, 1092 nucleotides long. The record is from the annotation of a GenBank genome assembly. NCBI's taxonomy places the organism in Eukaryota, Metazoa, Arthropoda, Insecta, Lepidoptera, Pieridae.